Ipomoea nil (Japanese morning glory) is the source of this 1779-nucleotide messenger RNA. Its product is annotated as cytochrome P450 CYP82D47-like. Lineage: Eukaryota; Viridiplantae; Streptophyta; Magnoliopsida; Solanales; Convolvulaceae. Gene Ontology annotation, molecular function: monooxygenase activity; iron ion binding; oxidoreductase activity, acting on paired donors, with incorporation or reduction of molecular oxygen. The record is from RefSeq and is a predicted model, not a curated record. Gene Ontology annotation, biological process: defense response to other organism. The coding region runs from base 45 to 1619 and encodes 524 amino acids. The transcript is spliced from 2 exons.
AAUCACACUGCAAUUAACCCACAGUACUUAUUCACACCAAAACCAUGGAAUUUCUUCUCCAAGACCUUAAUACUUCAAUUAUUGUUGUAGCUAUUGCUUUUUUGAUACUUUUUCAUUAUCUUUCACACAAGAACAAGUCUCCGAAGCAAAAAUCACCGCCUGAAGCCGGUGGAGCUUGGCCGAUUCUCGGCCACCUUUACCUCUUCGGAGGCUCUAAUCUUCCUCACGUAGCUCUGGGAGACAUGGCUGACAAGUAUGGACCGGUCUUUACUAUUCGGAUCGGCGUGCACAAAGUGUUGGUGAUCAGCGACUGGAAAUUGGCCAAAGAACUCUCCACUUCCCACGACGUUCAUAUUUCUUCUCGUCCCAAGUUUCGAGCCGCCCAGCACUUGGGCUACAACUACCUAAUGGUUUCUUUCGCUCCCUACGGUCCUUACUGGCGCGAGAUGCGAAAACUUACUUCCUCGGAGCUACUCUCCAACCGGCGGAUUGAGCAGCUGAAGCACAUAAGAGUGGCGGAGAUCGAGACCUCUGUAAAGGAGCUCUAUAAGCUUUGGGCGGAAAAGAAAAAUCCGAACCAUUCCGGCAAUGUUUUGGUGGAAAUGAAGAAGUGGUUCGGAGACCUAACAUUCAACGUCUUCCUUCGAAUGGUGGUCGGAAAACGAUACUUCGGGACGGCAGCUGCGGGUGAUGAAAGCCGGGGGCGGCGUUGCCAGAGGGUACUUAGAGAUUUUUUUCACCUUCUUGGGGUUUUUGUGCCGGCGGAUGCCCUGCCUUUCUUGGGAUGGUUAGAUAUAGGAGGGCAUGAGAAAGCCAUGAAAGAAGUUGCUGAAGAAAUGGACUCUCUAGUUGACGAAUGGUUACAAGAGCAUCGCUGGAAGAAAGAGGCCGUGGCUGAUGGCGGCGAUGAAGAUUUCAUUGAUGCGAUGCUUUCACGAAUAGAAGGGAUUGAUCUUAAUGGUUACAAAAGUGACACCGUCAUCAAAGCUACUUGCAUGAAUAUGAUGGCCGGAGGAGCAGAUUCAGUCUUGAUCAUGCUAACUUGGGCUCUAUCUUUGAUGAUGAACAAUCCUCAUGUGUUGAAGAUGGCUCAAGAAGAACUAGACAUGGUAGUUGGCAGGGAAAGAAAGGUUGAUGAAUCCGACGUCAAUAAUUUAGUUUAUCUUCAAGCUAUUGUCAAAGAAGCAUUUAGAAUAUACCCUGGAGCUCCACUAGGAGGUCCCAGAAUAUUCGCUAAUGAUUGCACCGUAUCUGGUUUUCAUGUUCCAAAAGACACAUGGUUGUUCAUUAACGUGUGGAAACUCCAACGAGAUCCACAAGUUUGGUCUAACCCUCUAGAAUUUAAACCUGAGAGGUUUAUUAAUGAUCAUAAAGACCUUGAUGUUCUAGGACAAGAUUUUGAGUUGAUCCCAUUCGGUGCGGGUAGAAGAAUGUGUCCAGGAAUAACUUUUGGUCUUCAAAUGUUGCACUUGGUGUUGGCUAAUUUGUUACAAUCUUUUGAGCUCUCAAAUGUCUCUAAUGAAGGAAUUGAUAUGACUGAGACUGCAGGACUAACCAACAUCAAAGCUACACCACUUGAAAUUCUCAUAGCUCCCCGCCUCUCUCAUUAUCUUUAUUAGUCAAACCCACCUGAAUAUGUAUGUGUGUAUGUGUGUAUGUGUGUAUGUGUCAUGUGUCUACAGUAAAAUUAUUAAAGACUACAUUAUUAUACUUUCAUCUUUGAAGCCAAUGCACAAUAUGUGAAUUUAACUAUAUAUAUAAAGUGUUUCUAUGGACAAA